AUGACCGCCGCUGACACAUCUUUCUCGAGAACUAAGCUGCCGAAUUCAAUGACGACCUCCACGACGUCAUCCCACCCAAACUCCACGAUAUCGUCCGCCACGAGCACCACGACUAAAGACAUAACUCCGCAACUUUUCCCGGGCGCCAACCAACCAGACCCGGCGCGUAUGCGAAACGAAAGCGUAUUUAACUAUUACUUCUUAUUCCUGGCCGUGUUUGGCGUGGCGGUGGCGGUCUUCCUUUGGUGGCUACAUCGACGGAGAAAGCGGCGGAAAGAGCAGAUGCGGUUGAGCGGACAGAACGCGCUAGCCAGAGACCUCGACGGGUGGAUCAACACUCGGAGGUGGUUCCAUGGCGCAUGGAGACAUAAUCAGACGACAGCAUUUGUUCGACGGGAGGAGGGGCUCAACGAGCAUGGGGAAGCCCCGCCGCCUUAUCAGCCCAAGAGCGACGUUACAGCGGCACAUGAUGGAAUAGCACAGGAUCCUGCGACUCGUUUAGCAAUACCACUCAGGACACUUUCAAGAGACGAGAUAGAGCAGAGCCGGCCUCCAGAAUACCGUGAGACGAUCAGCCGCGGAGGUCCUUCCAGCACCAGACCGGAUACCGCGACCACUCGAACAACGCGACCCGAUACUGCUGACGUACAAUCCGGUUCUUCGACAUAA
Molecule: messenger RNA, 669 nt
Organism: Trematosphaeria pertusa
Lineage: Eukaryota; Fungi; Ascomycota; Dothideomycetes; Pleosporales; Trematosphaeriaceae
Exons: 1
Coding region: 1-669 (222 amino acids)
Source: RefSeq, a predicted model, not a curated record